CUAGGCCUAGACGAAUAGGCCAUUCCUUCCCCCUCGCGGGAAGUUGAGUCCCCUCAGGCUUACAUGGGCUGGACCAGCGGCAGCAGACCCCACCCGGAGGGAAAGGGGGUGCCAGCGGAAGGGGGAGGGCUAGCUGACAUGGAGCAGAGGCAGGAUGUCCCAGUCUGUGACGUCUGUGGUGAGGUUCUCUACAUAUGACAAUAUCACCCACUCUGUUGCCAAUACCCUGGUUAUGGCCUCAGAUAAUGUGACGGCUCUGCCCCAAACAACAACAUGGGCAAUCAACGACACCAACAUCACUGUGCCACACAAGUGCCUGCUCUUGCUAUAUGAAGACAUCGGGAAGUCCAGAGUCCGCUAUUGGGACCUUAUGCUUCUGGUUCCCAAUGUGCUUUUCUUUGUCUUUCUUCUCUGGAAACUGCCUUCUGCCAGAGCCAAGAUCCAUGUCACCUCCAGCCCCAUCUUUACUACAUUCUACAUACUAGUGUUUGUGGUGGCUUUAGUUGGGAUUGCUCGUGCAGUUGUCUCCAUGACAGUAAGUGCCUCUGAUGCUGCCACAGUUGCUGAUAAGAUCCUGUGGGAGAUCACGAGGUUCUUCCUCCUGGCCAUUGAGCUGAGUGUGGUGAUCCUAGGCCUUUCCUUCGGUCAUCUUGAAAGCAAUUCCAGUGUCAAGCGUGUACUGGUGAUCACCACAGUGUUGUCACUGGCUUACUCUGUUACCCAGGGGACACUGGAGAUCCUCUACCCUGAUGCUCACCUGUCAGCGGAAGACUUCAACAUCUAUGGCCAUGGAGGAAGGCACUUCUGGCUUGCCAGCUCUUGUUUCUUCUUUCUGGUCUAUUCCUUGGUGGUGGUUCUUCCAAAAACUCCCCUGAAAGACCGGAUUUCUCUACCAUCUAGGAAGAGUUUUUAUGUCUAUGCUGGAAUUCUCGCUCUGCUGAAUCUGGUGCAGGGCUUGGGCAGUGCCCUUCUCUGUGUGGAUAUCAUAGAAGGAUUGUGCUGUGUCGACGUCACCACGUUCAUCUACUUCAGCUUCUUUGCACCUCUCAUUUAUGUGGCAUUCCUGAAAGGCUUCUUUGGGUCUGAACCAAAGAUCCUUUUCUCCUACAAAUGCCAAGUGGACGAGCCUGAGGAUGUAGAUGUGCACCUCCCCAAUGCCUAUGCUGUGGCCAAGAAAGAGGGCGUGGAUUCCAGCUUCUACUCCAGCACCCAAAUCGACACCGCAGCCUACCUGGAUGAUGUGGCCUCAAUGCCCUACCAUGUGGGAAGUGUCAACAGCAUUGACAGUGACCGUUGGAAAGCCAUCAAUGCCUAAAUCAACCCAGACCUCCAGCACGAUGCCACUCUCCCUGAUCACACAGCUGUUAGGAUGUGCAUCACAGAUGGUCCUCAGUCACUUGGUGUGGCUUUUCCCUCUUCCCCUGGGCUUUAAAAAAAACCCAUCGUGGAACAAAAUAGCUCCAGCCCUCCCAGAAGGACCUUUUGUAUCUUCAUGUGAUAACAGCCUAGACCAGCUUUGUUCAUAAAUAUCUAAAUGCUGAAUCUUCCUGAUCCUUGGUGUUCCAGAUGUAGCUGUGACCCAGAAGAUGGGUCUGGCUGCCACCCGUUCCUUUUCAGUGACUGAAAACACUUGUGUAACUGGGAGGGGAGUGGGAUUUUGGGGUGGGGGAGUUGAGAUUGGCUUCUCCAUGGCGUAUAUGUGCGAAGCAUUCAGCACAUGGAGCCAAAGGCACUUUCAUGGGCUGUCUCAACGGGUCCCCUUUCCCAGGUCAUGUUGCAUUGUAUUGUAGGAAGAGCGCUGUCUGGAGAGAGGAAGCCUGGGAGAGCAGGGCUGCUCCUCAAUUCCAGCAGAUACCGAUGGAAAUCAUGAACUGUAGUAAAAUGGAAAUUACAAGGAGUGUUUUGGGUAUGUAUGGGAGAAGGCUCACUGAUGAGCGAACUGUUAAAUGUGUCCUGUGACUAUUAGAGGGACACUGUCUGGGAUCUGGCAGGUCAGCUAUAUCCUGGGUCAAGGAAAGAGACUUUUAAAGAGCCAGCAUUGCUGUCUGUUGGAGAGACAGUGGCUAUGGAAGGGUCUCUGAAGACCAUGCUUAUGCUCAACUGAACUCAUACUGUGAACUUGCGGUGACAAGUGGCUAUGUAUUUUACACUGAAUUAGGGUUGAGUUUUAAGAAUAAAAUUGGCCAAGUGUGAGUGUUUCAGAUCUGCACUCUGCUUUACAAUCCUGGUUGAAUUCCAGAGCUCUAAGAGGGCUGUAGAGGAGGAAGCUUUUUGGCUCUGAAGAUGAAGGCUCCAGAAGUGUUCAGAUGGUUGAGGCAGAGCAGAAGCCCCAGAUGAGUCCUGGCUUCCAGUGACCAAUAACUGGUGAACUCUGGGAAGCCACCAGAUGCUAGGAUCAAGAUGACUAGUGUUUUAGGUUGGGAGGUAGAUGGGAUGCAGGCAGACAGGCAAACUGCUACUACUUCUGUGGCAGCUUCCCUCUCCUGACCUGUGGUUCUUUACAGCUUGCAGCCUAGUACAGUCACACUAGCCUGAACAGAUUUUAUAGCUGAAUGUAUUGAAAAUAUUUUCUUGCACUUAGAAUGUGGUUCUUUUAAAGACUGUCAAGGACCUGCCAUUAACCUCCUCACAGUGAAAGAACAACUUGUAUCUCUCCAAUCUGGCAUGGCUUUCCUGGACCUAAUCAUGGUCCAAACGUGGCUGUUCCACUGAAAGCUGCAGCAUCCAGUCUUGUGGCACCCCUGUGGUUGGUUUGUAGGCACUGUUGGCUAAUAGGUUUAUGCCUGUAGCACUGAGGGGGUACGAUACCAACUGGGAGCUCUGUGGAGGUGGAGGCUCUUACAAGAAAUGUCUGCAUUCCAUUAGCGAUGGCAGGGUGAGAAUGUUUUAAACAUUCGAGGAUUUUAUGUCUCUGUCUCUCUCCCUCCUAUGGCUUUCUUGUACCUGGCAGCCAAAGAAAGCGAAGGAGGCAAAGAUUUUAGGAAAUGCUUAUCCUGUGGUGUGGUGGUGGUUUGAAUUGUGAGUAGGAGGGGGCCAAAGGUGUAGUACAGCCGGCUUCUGGAAAUGCCCACUGUGGGGAAGGGGAAACACCAGGAGUGAGAACUGGAAGCUAGUGCAGGUCUUUGAAGCCAUGUAGACACCUGAUUUCUCUCCUCUUGUUAAUGAGCAGUGCAGCCUCUCUGUGGCCAGGAAGUUCUGCUGCCUUUGGAUUCUGCCCUGCUGAUCUGCAGGCAGUGCUGUGACAUGAAAGAGAAGAUCCUUUGGUUUAUUUUUAAAAUUUUUAUCUACUUUUUAAAGAGAAACUUUUCUGAUUGCUCCUGUUGAACUGUUCAUGUAGCUCCUCAAAGCCUUUUAAAUCCCCACUGCCUGCAAUGACUCGGACAGGAGGAGGCUCAGACUGGUCUUCCUUUCUGUUAAGCUACUUGGCCAGGGCAGCCUUUUCAACACUAGGGAAAUGUUGCAAUUUCUUAUCAUUGCGGACACCAGUUCAGCUUCAAUAGUGUUAGCAAUGUGGGGAUCCUAGGAGAGGGUGCUUGAAACACUGCAUCUGUGGGUAGGAUUAGAUGACAUGCUCCCUGGAAGCACUAGGCCACAGGAUGGGUGACACCACUGAAGUUGGACCAGCAUAGCAACAGCAGGAGAACUCUUGCAAAAAAAAUUCCCUAGGGCAGGCAAGGCUUUUUAGAUUGGUUAAAGAGUGUAUAGUCUUGUUUGUAUAGACCUAUCCCACCCCAAGGAGCAAAUGCUGAAACUCCAAGACCCUGAAAAUGAGGACUUUUCUUAUUCCGUGGGUGAUGUGAAGAACAGACUAUGAAUACAACCUAUUAUCUGCUAACUCAAAUGCUGAAGGAUCAGCUGGGCCUAUGUUCAGAGUGUCCAUCAGUUCCUCUUCUCCAAGAUUCAGUGAUCCCCAAUAUCAUCUCUGUCCCACGUUGUCUUCUGCUGAGGAGCUUCUGCGCUAGGUCUAGGAUUGAUCUUCCUUCUGUUGUCUUUUUAUGUCUGUAAUGUCUCUGAGGCCAGCACAUGAUAUGGUCCAUGAGCAGAAGUGUGUGUAUGUUUUGGGGGGGACUCGGGGAGAUUAAAAAUAGAGCAAUGUAUAUUUUUGUUUUUAAAAUAAAUAAAAUGACGUUUGGCAUAAACAGUA
Molecule: messenger RNA, 4144 nt
Organism: Chelonoidis abingdonii (Abingdon island giant tortoise)
Lineage: Eukaryota; Metazoa; Chordata; Testudines; Testudinidae
Gene: TPRA1
Product: transmembrane protein adipocyte associated 1
Biological process (GO): G protein-coupled receptor signaling pathway
Cellular component (GO): plasma membrane
Molecular function (GO): G protein-coupled receptor activity
Source: RefSeq, a predicted model, not a curated record